Messenger RNA from Oryzias latipes (Japanese medaka), 3883 nucleotides. NCBI's taxonomy places the organism in Eukaryota, Metazoa, Chordata, Actinopteri, Beloniformes, Adrianichthyidae. The record is from RefSeq and is a predicted model, not a curated record.
CGUAUUAUUUUAUUUUUUAUUAUAUUUUAUGACUUUCGCCUCUGUAUUAUAUAUUUGUUGCUUCUUUUGAUGUUCCUUCUAGUAUAUCCUUUGUAUUCAUGACGUGCUCCACGAGUUUGUAUGUAUCUUCGAAUAAUAUUUGUUCUGAAUUAAACAAUUAUGUAUGUUUUGCAGUAUCAUGUCAUCAGAGAAUUAUUGCUUGUGGUUAAAAGAAGUUGUUGGGGCAAAGUUUCAAGUUUUACGUUUACCGAGUUGGUUGGCGCACAUUUUAAAUUAUCUAACCGUUACUACUAGCUAACCGUUACUACUAGCUAACCGCUAGCUAGCCCUGGCAGAGCGGCUGCCACAGCCACAUAUACGACUCGGUGGGAAUUGCCUUUUUUUCUACUACAUUUUACCACAGGCUCUGUGAUUUGGUAAUCGUUAUGUUUUUCUGUAACUUGUAUUUCACGUAGUAACCUAAUAAAUGCAAAUGUGGGCUAAGCUAGCUGCCUUACGCUAACUUGUUCUCGUAUCUUAUUUUUAGUGAACCGGCGGUGCGUUUGAAAAAUAAGAGCGGAGAUGUGAGCUGAGUUUCAUCGCAUCACAAAUGUCAACCUGCGAAAACAGUUUUAUUUUGACCUGGACAGACAGACGCCACGGAUGCUGAUCUUUUUGAGACAGAAGGCAGCAUGAACCGGAAGGCUCUAUGCGACAUUCUGCACCUCUAUGAUAAACAGGUGAGGUAUAACUGCAUGGCAUGAUCAACAUUAUGCAUUAGUAUAGCUAAAAGAAGGGGCUGACUUGGAUCGGUUCAUAUUAAUCACUGAGCGUUUCUAAUUCAGUGAAUGACUGUAAAUGUUUGCUUCACUGGAGAAAAAAACAUCAACGUUGAUCCCAAUGCAUUUGUAAAUAUGAAUGUAAUGUCAUCUUAUGUUUGGUGUAUUUUUGAAAUAACUGUACAAUUUUAAGAUAAUUAAAAAGACUAAAUGAACUGAUCUGAGCCAGACCAAAGGGUGCAGUCAUUUGAAAUAUGUUUGCCAUAUUAAUUUGUAUUUGUCUCUGUUCAGCAAGAACAGACUGCUGAUGUUAAUUCCUGUCCUGUACUGGCUUCCCAUAUACAAACGUGAGGAGGACCCACAGUUCUUCAAAGUUUGGAAUGUGACUGGCUGGGUGGAAGACAGAUAUUCUCCUCCUGCUUUUGAAAAACUCCCUUCACAGGACGGCUCUCACAAUCCUCACCAUGGAGUCCACCAAAGUCCAGUCAGAAGGAGGCCUCAAUGUCACACUCACCAUACGUCUCCUUAUGCAUGGAAAAGAAGUUGGAAGUAUAAUCGGUAAGAAAGGAGAAACAGUGAAAAAAAUGAGAGAAGAGAGUGGAGCACGGAUCAAUAUUUCAGAAGGAAAUUGUCCAGAGAGGAUUGUUACCAUCACUGGACCAACAGACACAAUCUUCAAGGCUUUUGCUAUGAUUGCCUACAAAUUUGAAGAGGACAUAAUCAAUUCCAUGAGUAACAGCCCAGCAACCAGCAAGCCUCCUGUAACCUUAAGACUUGUUGUGCCAGCCAGCCAGUGUGGCUCCCUUAUCGGGAAAGGAGGCUCCAAAAUCAAAGAGAUGAGAGAAUCAACAGGGGCCCAGGUUCAGGUGGCGGGUGACAUGCUUCCCAACUCCACAGAGCGCGCAGUGACAAUCUCUGGCACCCCAGAAGCAAUUAUUCAGUGUGUCAAACAAAUUUGUGUGGUCAUGCUGGAGUCCCCACCAAAAGGUGCCACUAUUCCUUAUCGACCAAAGCCUGCCUCCACCCCAGUGAUUUUUUCUGGUGGUCAGGCCUAUACGAUUCAGGGACAGUAUGCCAUCCCACAUCCAGAUUUGACCAAGCUCCACCAGUUGGCUAUGCAGCAAACCCCCUUUACCCCUCUUGGACAGACCACCCCUGCUUUCCCUGGUUUGGAUGCCGCUCCCCCUGCCAGCACCCAUGAACUCACUAUUCCUAAUGAUUUAAUAGGUUGCAUUAUUGGACGUCAAGGAACCAAAAUAAAUGAGAUUCGACAAAUGUCCGGGGCGCAGAUCAAAAUUGCCAAUGCAAUGGAGGGCUCGUCAGAGCGCCAAAUCACCAUCACCGGGACCCCCGCAAACAUCAGCCUUGCACAGUACCUUAUCAAUGCCAGGUUCAGGGACGUGACUGCUAUGUGGACUGACCCCUCAUCCAUGACUACACCCUGAAGUCCAUCCGAAUCUGGUUAUUACAUCAAAAGCAGCUUUAUGCUACUUUGUUUAACCUCCACAAACACAAGUGGCGACACAUAUUCCUUUAAAAAAAGACAUACAUUUUCAACCAGUGUGAUAACUAAAUAAAAGGAAUAGUGUGACAAAAAUACUUUUAGUCCCUCUUUAAAAAUGUAAUGGGUGCGGCUUAUAAUCAGGUGCGCUCUAUAGUCCAAGAAAUUACGGUAAUUUAAAUUGAUUCAAUUGUUUUACUGAUGAUUUCAAUUGAUGAAAAAUUUGAUUGUUAGUCUAACAUUUAAAAUUAACUAAACUAAAACAUGCUAGAAUUUCUAGAAUUUCAUUAUUAAAGAUGAUUAUGGAUUUGAGAACCCCUUUUACACUUUCUGAGUAAAGGUAGAUUUGCUUUAACCAUCAGCUAUUGUGUUUUAAAACCGAUUUCAUAACUUGUACAAUUAGUGAAACCUGUUGAGACAACUGUGUUGUAAUAUUGGGCUAUAUAAAUAAAAAUGAAUUGAAUUGAUUGGUUUAAUAUAUUUUUAAACCCCUAGAGUGUGGAAGUAACCUGAGUCAGCUGGAUCUGAACCAACCCAGCUACAAAUCUUUCCACCGUUAAAAAUCUUCAUUUAGCAUGUGUAGUAGAAUGAUCAUGUUUGGUUAUAUUGUAAAAAGCGUUCCUAGUGGUCUUUUAAUUAAUAUCAUGCCGUUUUAGCCAAAAUCUAAAAAUCUAUAUCAUUUUCUAGAACAUAGUUUCUGCAGAGUGGAAGGAGUUAAUUAGAAAUUUGACGGAAUGUUGGUGCGGUCACCCAUGACUGAGAGCUUUCUGUUAAGAUGAUAAAAAAGCCAAGCUAAUAUGAGUGGUGCCACAUAACCGGCAAGAAAUAUUGGAGUUAUACAGCUGUACAGUGUUGAACCAGAUUCCAGCUCAGACGAGGAAAGCAAAGAUGUAAAUGGAUCUAGUCGUCUGCAAGUGAAUGCAUCAGAAUGGAGCGAAGCAGGGAGCUUGUGGCACGCCCACCUUAUUUUCUACGUCACAAAUCUUUUUCAAAAAUCAGUUUUUUCAUCUGCUCUUGAUUCAAAUUAACUUGGAUAAAGAAAUACUCAAAUAUACAAAUUAAAGCUAAAUUUUCUUUAUAUUUGUCUCAUCAACGUAAAAUGCUACAUGAACCUGUAAAAACACAUUUUUCAAAGGGUAUUCAAAUAAGUAUUUAUUUAUAUUCCUAUAAACAUAUAACAAAUCUGACACUUAGCAAACAUUUUACUGACUUUAUCUGCUCAGGAUUGCAACUGUUUUAAUAAACUGUAUUUAUCGCAGUAGUGCUGUAUAGUCUCUACGAAGUGGGGUGGGGGGCUGUGUCUCUGCAUUGUCAAACAACCAUGUCUGCAAAACUGUUUCAUGUGAAAAGUGUGGAAAAUGAUUGUGUUUGUGCAGUGUUUCAGCCAUAUUAAUUCCACUUGUAACCAAAAGUUCGUCUUUCACAAGUGUUUUAUUUAUUUAUCUACCCCCCUCCUUUAGGCUGACGUCUGAAGUCACUGGAAUGGGCACACUCUAAUUUCUACCCAUCCUUCCUCACGUCACCACGUGCGCCUAGUUUGUUUAUCCUGGUGUUUGACCAGCCUGGUGUUUCAGUAGCCUGAACUUUUCAAACAAUAAACUUCUGCAACGUUGAUGACUCCUCA